Messenger RNA from Pseudonaja textilis, 2418 nucleotides. NCBI's taxonomy places the organism in Eukaryota, Metazoa, Chordata, Lepidosauria, Squamata, Elapidae. The record is from RefSeq and is a predicted model, not a curated record.
GGGGGGGGGGGGGGACCGGCGCCGGAGCUCCGAGCAGCGGCCGGGGCGGCCUCCGUCUGCGCGGCCAUGAAGCGGGAUCGGCGGGGCCGGUUCUUGCCCGCAGCGUUGGCGGCCAGGGUCGGGUCGGAGUCGCCGCCGCCGCCGGCCGAGAUCAGCAGGCCAGUCUCGGCGAGCCGGACGCGCCGCGGACGCUCCGCCGCCGCCCGGGAGGAGAAGAGCGCGCCGGAGCCCAAGAGCUGGGCCUCGCCGCCCUCGGAAGCCGCAGCCGCGCCGGGACUGCCCCGGGGCUUGAGCACGGGCUUCUGCCGGCUGUGCCACGGGAAGUUCUCCUCGCGGAGCCUGCGAAACGCCUUCGCGAAGGUGCCCGUGCUGAGCGAGGACGCGGAGAAGCAGCGGCGCUUGGACCAAGUCUUCUUCACAGACUUCCAGCGGCUGGUGGGGGUGGCCGUCCAGCAAGACCCGUCUCUCCCCCCGUUUGUGUGCAAGAAGUGCCACGCCCAGUUCUACAAGUGCCGCAGCAUCCUGAAGGCCUUCAUCCAGAAGGUGAACCUCUCGCCCGCAGGACACCCCAAGCCACGGGGAAAGAACAGCCUUGCCCAGCCUUCAGUGCCCGUGGCGUCAGCUGGAGAAGGCGAGGCGCCUUGUCUGGACCUGAUCACCUCCAGCCCACAGUGCCUUCACCAGCUGGUAAGGUGGAGCCAUGGCCACGCGGAGAACUGCCCGAUGGCACCAAGUCUGCAGAGUGUCUUGUCCUCCAAGUACUGUGGGAUCAUCAGAGCCGUGUGGGGCUGCGCAGAGGGCCACAAUUACAUCAUGAGCACUGACUCGGACUGCAGCACCCUGCUGGUAGACAGUGCCCUGGCCGUCCAGUGGGAACUGAAGGACGCCCCCCAGCAUGUCAUUGGCAAUGGGGUGGCAUCCGACAACUCCGGGACGGCCAUUCCGUCACUGCAGCCCCAGCACAGCACCGCUAGAGCCGUGGCCAGCCAGCAGCCUGAAGACAGCGGGACCGCUUUGCCGGCAUCCAGUGCAGAAAACCUGGUUGCUGAGAGCCAAGGUUUGCCUUCCUUGCAAGACCCCUUGCAGGAGCACCUGCUCCAAGCGACCUGUCCCCAGUCGGGUAGCCCAGGGCGGCCGAGUGAGAAGCUGGCUCUCUCUGCAGCAUCAGAUGAGCGGGUAAAAGACGCGUUCAGUGACCUUUCUGAGGGAGAGUCUUCAAACGAGGAUGAGAACCACAAGGCAGCCCCGUCUUCUUCGGAUGACUCUUUUGAGCCGUAUCCAGAAAAGAGGGUGUCCAACAGCAGAAAAGCUGAAAGCAAAGACACAAACGUGGAGGGGCAGAAAGCGAGGAAGAAGCCGGGGCCCAAACCUGGCUGGAAGAAGAAGAUCAAGUGCGAAAGGGAGGAGCUGCCAAACAUUUACAAGUGUCCUUAUCAGGGCUGCACAGCCGUGUACAGAGGGGCGGAUGGCAUGAAGAAGCACAUCAAAGAGCACCACGAAGAAGUCCGGGAGAGGCCCUGUCCCCACCCAGGCUGCAACAAGGUCUUCAUGAUUGACCGCUACCUUCAGCGCCACGUGAAGCUCAUUCACACCGAGGUACGCAACUAUAUCUGUGACGAAUGUGGCCAGACAUUCAAGCAGCGCAAACACCUGUCUGUCCACCAGAUGCGCCACUCCGGAGCAAAGCCACUUCAGUGCGAGAUCUGCGGCUUCCAGUGCCGACAGCGAGCCUCCCUCAAGUACCACAUGACCAAACACAAAGCAGAGGCGGAGCUGGAGUUUGCCUGUGACCAAUGCGGGAAGCGCUUCGAGAAGGCCCACAACCUCAAUGUCCACAUGUCCAUGGUGCACCCCCUGACCCAGACGCAGGAGAAAGCCAAGGGGGCGGAGCCGGAGCCCAGGGCGCUGCUGGACACCGUGGAAGGCCAGCCCAUCAAGGUAGAGCGGAGUGCGCAGCAGGAACCCACCUGAAAACGCCCCAACGUGGCUUGGCCUCAAUCACGCAGGGCAGGAGGUGGUGUCUCUUUGGGCGGGUCCUUCGGAAAAGGCCCUGGGAAAUGACGCCUGCUUGCUUGCGAAGAGCUUCCCCUUGCGGUGACCGUCACUCUUUCUGCGCUUAUGUCAACGACGGCUGCGGCAUCCUACGGAGAAGCCCCUCCCUGGCCAAAAGGCAGGUCCACCCCGCCCCUCCCGCUGACGAAGAUGAAAGGGCAUCACGGUGCCUGUUGUGAAGGUGCGCAUCGCUCACAAGACACCCACAAAUUCCCUGCGACGGAUCUCGAGAAUGAUGGAGACUUGAAUCCAGAUGUUUUACCUUCAAUUCCAAAGCCAAGCUCAAAACGAAGAACAGGACAUUUGUAAGCUGAUUUUUAUUGUUCAGAGUCACAAUUAUGCUUGUAAUAAAUUAUUCACACAGUA